Molecule: messenger RNA, 1785 nt
Organism: Diaporthe citri
Lineage: Eukaryota; Fungi; Ascomycota; Sordariomycetes; Diaporthales; Diaporthaceae
Exons: 6
Coding region: 1-1785 (594 amino acids)
Biological process (GO): gluconeogenesis
Cellular component (GO): cytosol
Molecular function (GO): phosphoenolpyruvate carboxykinase (ATP) activity; ATP binding
Source: RefSeq, a predicted model, not a curated record
AUGGCUCCCUCCCACGAACCUGUUGCCAGAACUGCCUCUCCCUACACCGAUCCCAAAGUUCAAGGCCCUCGAGCUCAGAUUCUCUCCUCUGGUACUCAGUCAGAUCUUCGCAAAAUGCUCGUCAACACCGUUAACAAAACCGGCCUCCACCCUAGUGGUGUGCAGCCACACCGUGAACACACCGAACUUGAGGAGGAAUUGCACGAGAAGGCACACAUUGACUACGAUCGCGUUGCAAUUAUUCCCAACCCUUCAGUUGCCGCUCUCUACGAAGAUGCUCUCGUCUACGAGCCCGGCUCUGCCAUCUCGUCUUCCGGUGCCCUGACUGCCUACUCAGGCAAGAAGACCGGUCGUUCGCCCCUGGACAAGCGAAUUGUGCAGGAGCCCGGCUCAGAAAAGGACAUCUGGUGGGGCCCAGUCAACAAGCCCAUGAGCACAGACGUCUGGAAAAUCAACCGCGAGCGCGCUGUCGACUACCUCAACACCAGAAGCCGCAUUUACGUUGUUGAUGGGUUCGCAGGAUGGGACGAGAAGUACAGGAUCCGCGUGCGGGUCGUCUGUGCCCGCGCCUACCAUGCUCUCUUCAUGCGCAACAUGCUCAUCCGCCCUUCGCGUGAGGAGCUGGAGAACUUCCACCCCGACUACACAAUCUACAACGCCGGAUCCUUCCCGGCAAACCGAUACACCGAGGGUAUGACUUCUGGAACCUCCGUUGCCAUCAACUUCGCCGAGAAGGAGAUGGUCAUCCUCGGCACCGAGUACGCCGGCGAGAUGAAGAAGGGUAUCUUCACCGUUCUCUUCUACGAGAUGCCCAUUAAGCACAACGUCCUGACGCUGCACUCGUCCGCCAAUGAGGGCAAGAAGGGCGAUGUUACCCUCUUCUUCGGCCUGUCUGGCACUGGCAAGACCACUCUCUCUGCCGACCCCAAUCGGGCCCUGAUUGGCGACGACGAGCACUGCUGGAGCGAGAACGGUGUUUUCAACAUCGAGGGCGGCUGCUACGCCAAGUGUAUUGGACUUUCGGCAGAGAAGGAGCCUGAUAUCUAUGGUGCCAUCAAGUUCGGCUCUGUUCUCGAGAACGUUGUCUUCGACCCAGAUACCAGACUGGUCGACUACGAUGACUCCACUCUGACGGAGAACACUCGUUGUGCUUACCCCAUCGAGUACAUCGAGAACGCCAAGAUCCCGUGCCUGUCGCCAAGCCACCCGAGCAACAUCAUUCUGCUCACCUGCGACGCGCGUGGUGUGCUGCCACCAAUCUCCAAGUUGAACAGGGACCAGAUUAUGUUCCACUUCAUCUCCGGUUACACUUCCAAGAUGGCUGGGACUGAGGACGGUGUCACCGAGCCACAAGCCACCUUCUCGUCCUGCUUUGCCCAGCCCUUCCUGGCUCUGCACCCCAUGCGCUACGCCAAGAUGCUGGCAGACAAGAUCGAGCACCACAACGCCAACGCUUGGCUGCUCAACACCGGCUGGGUUGGCGCUGGUGCCCUCCAGGGUGGCAAGCGUUGCCCUCUGAAGUACACCCGUGCCAUCCUCGAUGCCAUCCACUCUGGCGAGCUCGCGAAGGUUGAGUAUGAGAACUACGACAUUUUCAACCUUCAGGUGCCCAAGACCUGCCCCAACGUCCCGUCGGAGCUGCUCAACCCAGCGAAGGCAUGGACCGCCGGUGGAGACAGCUUCACGCAGGAGGUUACCAAGCUCGGCAAGCUCUUCAACGAGAACUUCAAGAAGUACGAGUCUGAGGCUACCGAGGAUGUCAUCAAGGCCGGACCUGUGGUCUAA